GAAGGACGACAAGCGAAAGGAGGUGGAUGGAGAGGCAGAUAAAACUAAAUGCCACCAAAGUUGAGUGGAGAUAUUUAAAUUCACCAGUGCGUAUUAAAACGUAUGUUAAACUCGUCAUUUUCUGACGGCACAGACUACAAAGUAUUACAUUCCCAAUCACGCGGACUGAGCGAGCCGCACGUGGCUGGAAUAAACUCCAUUCAGAAAAACACCCCAGCAGACAAAAGAAGACAAGGAGCAGAAGAACAUGGACAUUUGUUUUGAAGAGACGCGGGGAAAUAUGUGGUAUUCACACCUCUACAAAAUGCUGUAAAAUGACUACCUUUCCAUGAAUGUAGAAACGACAGACAAACUAAAUAGUGGUAGCAACGCUCAGGUGCAGUUCUGCACGAUCCCUAAUCGGUUUGUGCGCGGCGCACACGGAGAGCACGAAUUUCUAUAAAACUGGGUGGGCGUGGCUAUAAUUUUCUUAAAGGUAGCCUACAGUAAUGUGAAAUAAAAACAAACUGAGCUCUAAAGUGUCUAUAUGAUAAACUUAAUACGAAGAUAAUUUACUGCAAAUUAAACUAAAAAGAAUCCACUCACGAGGAUUAACAGGCAUUUCCACCGAGCGAUAAUAUGAAAGAAACUGUAACAGCACUUAUAAAGCGUUAAAGCCAUAUUCAGAUCAGCCAACAUGAUGUAAUGCUGAAUAUCUUAAAAAAUUGAGCAUUUGGGAGCAGAUUGGUUAUUCCCUCCAGCAUGCCCGCACAGCUGCUGCAGGUCUGCCUCCUCAAAGGAUCGAGAAGGGAUUAAUAACCGCAACCUUUCCAACAUUUUCCCCGCCAGCAGACCAAUUACAUAACCGUAUUAUACAAUAAAUUCAUUUCCAGUGAGGCAUUAACGGUGACAUAGGCGAGCAAGUUUCUCUAAACGCCGGUAAAUGCUCAAUGUGUCGUCGCCGUCGUCUGCACAGAAUAUCUCCAUCUGACCCAGCUGGCCUUGCAGCCUGCUGAUCUCUCCGUUCAUCUCCUUUCUCCUCCUCUUUCCCCUCCUCUUCCUCCUCCUCUGAGCCGUGCUGGAGGAAAAGAGAAUUGGUGCUGGUUGCUUAAGACUUGCCCACUCUUUGUUGCGUACUUUGUAAGGAAAGCUGUUUAUACGUGCUUCGAUCCAGUCUUAACGAAGAAUCCAGGAGGGAGUUUCAAUAGAGAAAAAAAUUACUUUGUUCCUCAAAGCAUAACACGCGUGGAAAAUGGUUCUACAAAGAGUUAUCCGUGCUGUUAUUAUGGGGCCUCCGGGAUCGGGGAAAGGAACAGUGUCUGCGCGAAUUACCAAAACUUUUGGAUUAAAGCACCUCUCUAGUGGGGACAUUUUGAGAGCCAACAUCAAAGCAAAAACUGAGCUGGGCCUGCUCAUGAAGUCCUGUCUUGAUCAGGGUCAGCUGGUACCUGAUGCCGUCAUGUCACGUCUCAUCCUGAAUGACCUGAGAAGAAUAGAUGACUCUGGCUGGUUGCUUGAUGGAUUCCCUCGUACAGUACCCCAGGCAGAAGCUCUUGAUAAUGUCUUCACUGUGGAUACAGUCAUCAACCUUAAUGUACCUUUCCAGACCAUCAAGGAAAGGCUGACCUCUCGUUGGACUCACAUUCCAAGCGGCAGAGUUUACAAUACAGAUUUCAACCCACCUAAAGUUGCUGGUUUCGAUGAUGUGACAGGGGAGCCUCUGGUCCAGAGGGAUGAUGACAAACCAGAGACUGUCUCACGAAGGCUCAAGUCUUAUGAAACCCAAACAGAGCCCGUCCUGGAGUAUUACAGAAGUAAAGGUGUCUUAGAGACCUUCUCUGGGACGGAAACCAACAAGAUAUGGCCACACGUUGAAGUUUUCCUCCACAGAAAGUUCUCCUCACUCAGUCAAGGAGUUGCUUAGAAAGCCUGAGAGGUACAGAAAAACCUGAAGUUUACCGACUGAAACAACUCUGUAUGCAUCAUCCAAUCAAAAGACCACUUUUUAUUGAAUUUAAAGACAGGCUAUAAUAAUAUAUUUUCUGUUUAUCUUGUAAUGUGAUUCAGACUACAUGUUUUUCAUGGCACUACAGUGUUGUUGAUGUUAUUUUGGCAAACUCUCAGGUAAGUGUGUGCAAGAUCUUUCUAACAUUUGUUGUUAGUGUGCAUAUAGGUUGUCCCUUCAUUCCACAUUGUGCCUUUAUAAAGCAAAGAGGUAAUUGGUGCAUCAGAUUGUUUGGAUCUGUAAAAGUUGAACAUAAGGGAGGAAUUUGCACAAGAUCCUGCUGAAUGCAGCCAACUUUAGUUUGUAUAACUGCACUUGUGAGUUUCUUAGUUGGAAAGAAAAGAGUUACAUGUCCAUAUACCUUGAGCUAAAACAGACUGAACAGCUUUUUUUCUUUUUUUUUUCUUUUUGAUAAUUGUCAACAUAAAUAUAUAGCAGGUUAUUUUAUUUUAAAUGUGUGCAUAACUGCCUUAUGGGGACUGUUUCUUAUGCAGUGGGUGAUUGUCCCAAAGGGAAUGUGCAGUGCAGGCAAAAAACUCGCUUAUGCACACAAGUGCCUUUUGCUGCUUUUGACAAUGCAACAGGAAAUUUUGUAGUUUGUAAGUAUUGUUUAUGAUCAUGGACCACAUGUAUUAUAGUAUAUGCUUUUAAUUAUCACAAGAAACCAUUACUAUGUAACUCCAUCUUUGAACCACCUCAAGUCUUACUAGUGAUGCCUCUGAAAUACUCCAUAUUGUUUUAUUUUUACUAGCAAAUCCUCUUUGUGACCAAGUCAACUGGAAACCAAUGCUGCCAUUUAAUGUCUUAUUUGACGGCUCAUUAAUAUAUUGAUAAAUACAUUCACACAGUCUUUACAUGGUUGAAUCCUGUUGGAAGUUAUCUGCAGUUUUUGCACUUUGCUCUAAAUGUUUCAUCCUGUUAAAAGCCUUUGCAAAGCUUACGUGUGUACUGUAUCAACUCACAGUCAAUGAUUCCUGAAUUAUUCGCUUUCUAAACACUUGAAUACAAUGUCUAAAAGCAAACCGUUUCUUCUUUUCUGAAACAAUUCACAGAUGUGUCACAUAUUUAUGAACUGCAAUAAACUUUGUGUGUUAAACCA
Melanotaenia boesemani (Boeseman's rainbowfish) is the source of this 3083-nucleotide messenger RNA. RefSeq names its product adenylate kinase 3 (gene ak3). The record is from RefSeq and is a predicted model, not a curated record. The transcript has 5 exons. NCBI's taxonomy places the organism in Eukaryota, Metazoa, Chordata, Actinopteri, Atheriniformes, Melanotaeniidae. The coding region runs from base 1232 to 1903 and encodes 223 amino acids. Gene Ontology annotation, molecular function: AMP kinase activity; ATP binding. Gene Ontology annotation, cellular component: cytoplasm; mitochondrion. Gene Ontology annotation, biological process: nucleobase-containing compound metabolic process.